AUGACUUACUGUACAUUCAUUACUUACAACGACAAUAUAUCAUUAGCAUGGUAUAUUAGUGAUGAUCAAAUGGAAAAAUGUAUCCGGGAAAUAGAAAAAGCGGACUGGAAAGAAAUAUAUACAGUACCAGAUGAUAUAAACAGUGGGAUAAAACAAUUAUUUUAUAUUUUUGAAGAGCCGUUCGUCCCAAAGAACACCGCCUGCUUCAGUAAGGGUGAAACGGAUAAAAUAUACAACAUAACAAUAUCAUGUGUGAAUUUCACCGAACCAGAAGCAGCAUUCAAUGACACGACGGAAUAUAAUAAACCUUUACCGGAGAAGUGGAUUCGAAUAGUACGUGUUGGACUGGCCAGCUUCUCUGUAUUUUUUGCAGCAAUUAUCGUCUGUGCCAUUUUAUUCUUAUUUGUCGUUCUUUUCAAAUGCAUCCAGCGAUUAUUGCUAGUUAAACGAAUGCCCACAUCCCAAUACUCUAUCAUCAAGCAUGUUGCUGCUGAUGAAGGAAUUGAAGAUGUGACGCAAGAAUCGAGCCAUCACGGUUCAACACUUCACUAUCGACAACAAAUUUCCGCUUCAAAGUUAUUGCAUCUAAAAGAUUCGCGCACAUUUGUUGGAUGCUUAUUUUAA
Messenger RNA from Cercopithifilaria johnstoni, 624 nucleotides. Lineage: Eukaryota; Metazoa; Nematoda; Chromadorea; Rhabditida; Onchocercidae. The record is from the annotation of a GenBank genome assembly.